GUCACGUUCGCCUCCAGCCUGGAGCAGUCGAAAGAAGAACGGGAGCAGUAAUCAAUGCCCCUUUCAAUGUGUUGGAAAUAUCGACCCCCAGCCCCAGAGCCCGAGCAGGACUCAUAACCCACCACCUUCCGUGGCCCCUUCCUCUCCCCCUGCCCCCUCAAAGCUUAGUAUUAAAAAAAAACCCAAGAGCUGGGCCUCUUAGCAAAGCUAAGUUACCCCAGCUCGCAUCUAAAGGGUUUAUUUUCGGGACAGAUCGACUGUAUAGGCAGUUGAUGUCUCUCCGGCUCCCUGCUUUCUGCUUGUAAGUUUGCAGAAAUCCCACAGACAUGUUGACUAGAAGGUAAAAAAAAUCGCAAAUCCGGCUCUAUUUUGCUUUUUUUUAUUUUAACAAUAACGCCGGGUGGCAGAUCCGUAUGUGGGACUCGAAUUGGAUUCUUGAGGGGGUGUCCGGUGUCUUGUACUUGAGGGGGGAGAGAGGGAGAGAGAGAACCUUCCUUGAAAGGAGAGCGUUCAAUGACUGAUUUUGCAAGAGUUUUUUUUUCCUUUCGCCCCCAGUGUCUCUCUCCCUCUUUCCCUGGAUGAAUCCGAACAGUGAUGCAGCCAGGGACCUACAGUCCAAAUUAAUCCAGCACAACAUGGCAGAUCGACACCGUGUUUAGCAAGGAGAGAAGCAACUGCCUUUGUAUUCUGCCAUGCAUAGCACACAGUACUGCACCGAUGGCCCCGAUGUACCAAGGUAUGGCCUCACAAGUGCAAGUCUUUUCCCCUCACACAAUCCAGUCAAGUGCCUUCUGCAGUGUGAAGAAACUGAAAGUGGAGCCGGGUUCUAACUGGGAUAUGACCGGGUAUGGUUCACACAGUAAAGUCUACAACCAGAGCAAGAGUCCGAACCUCGCACAGUCAACAAUCAGCGCUUCUCUUCAAGUUACCAAUCCGAAUCUGUCCUACGAGCAGACGGUGAUUUUCCCAGCCAGUGCCGGCCACAUUGUCUUCACAACAGCAAACAGCACAUCGGGGGUGGUGGCCGUGUCUGCUCAGGCCUUGGGAGGCCCGCAGAACCUGACCCGCCGCAGCACUGUGACCCUCCUCGAUACCUACCAGAGAUGCGGCCUGAAGCGGAAGAGUGAGGAACUCGAGGACACCGGCAGCGUGCAGAUCAUCGAGGAGCAUCCGCCAAUGCUUCAGAACGCCACCAGCGGCGCCACUGUUGCCACGGCAGCCACUUCCACCGCCACUUCCAAGAACAGUGGGUCAAACAGCGAGGGUGACUACCAGCUCCUGCAGCACGAGGUGCUGUGCUCAAUGACCAACACGUACGAAGUGUUGGAGUUUCUCGGCCGGGGGACGUUUGGCCAAGUAGUGAAGUGCUGGAAAAGGGGGACCAAUGAGAUUGUAGCCAUCAAGAUUCUGAAGAACCACCCUUCCUAUGCAAGGCAGGGCCAAAUCGAGGUGAGCAUCCUUGCUCGACUGAGCACAGAGAGUGCGGAUGACUACAAUUUUGUCCGGGCCUAUGAGUGCUUUCAGCACAAGAACCACACUUGCCUUGUCUUUGAAAUGCUGGAACAGAACCUGUACGACUUCCUGAAGCAGAACAAGUUCAGUCCGCUGCCCCUCAAGUACAUCAGGCCCAUCCUGCAGCAGGUGGCCACAGCCUUGAUGAAGCUGAAGAACCUCGGCCUGAUUCACGCUGACCUGAAGCCAGAGAACAUCAUGUUGGUGGACCCGGUCAGGCAGCCGUACCGAGUAAAGGUGAUAGAUUUCGGCUCAGCGAGUCACGUCUCGAAAGCUGUGUGUUCCACUUACUUACAGUCCAGGUAUUACAGAGCACCAGAGAUCAUCCUGGGACUGCUGUUUUGUGAGGCCAUUGACAUGUGGUCACUUGGGUGUGUUAUUGCCGAACUAUUCUUGGGGUGGCCAUUGUAUCCAGGAGCUUCGGAGUACGAUCAGAUCCGUUACAUUUCACAAACACAAGGGUUACCAGCGGAGUACUUGUUAAGUGCAGGGACAAAGACAACACGGUUCUUCAACAGAGAUCCAGAUUCAUCUUAUCCACUAUGGAGGCUUAAGACACCAGAAGAUCACGAGACAGAGAUGGGGAUCAAGUCGAAGGAGGCAAGGAAAUACAUUUUUAACUGUUUGGAUGAUAUGGCACAGGUGAACAUGACGACAGAUUUGGAAGGAAGUGAAAUGCUGGCAGAGAAGGCAGACAGACGGGAGUUUAUUGAUCUGCUGAAGAAGAUGUUGACCAUUGAUGCGGACAAGAGAAUUACACCGAUUGAGACACUGAGCCACCCCUUUGUAAUGAUGACCCAUCUAUUAGAUUUUCCUCAUAGCACACAUGUCAAGUCCUGCUUUCAGAACAUGGAGAUUUGCAAGCGAAGAGUCAAUAUGUAUGACACAGUGAAUCAGAGUAAGACGCCUUUCAUCACGCAUGUGGCUCCAAGCACAUCGAGCAAUCUAACAAUGACCUUCAGCAACCAGCUCAGCACAGUGCACAACCAGGCCAACAGCCUGGCUCCCACAUCCACAAGUGCCACCCUUUCCCUUGCCAACCCUGAUGUCUCCUUACUUAACUACCAAUCUGCACUUUACCAGCCUUCAGCAGCAUCCAUGGCAGCUGUUGCCCAAAGGAGCAUGCCACUGCAGACGGGAGCUUCGCAGCUGUGUGCUCGUCCUGAUCCCUUCCAGCAAGCCUUGAUUGUGUGUCCACCUGGAUUUCAAGGAUUGCAGGCUUCUCCGACCAAGCAUGCUGGGUACUCUGUCCGAAUGGAGAAUGCUCUUCCAAUUGUUACACAGGCUCCAGGAGCUCAGCCUCUUCAGAUCCAGCCUGGCCUACUGACACAGCAGGCUUGGCCUGGUGGUACCCAGCAGAUCCUUUUGCCUCCAGCCUGGCAGCAGCUAACAGGAGUGGCAGCUCACACUUCAAUGCAACAUGCUACUGUUCUUCCAGAGACAAUGGCAGGGGCCCAGCAACUGGCAGACUGGAGGAACACCCAUCCGCACACCAGCCAUUACAAUACCAUCAUGCAGCAGCCGGCCCUCCUGGCGAGUCAUGUGACCUUGCCAUCUGCUCAACCUUUGAACAUUGGCGUCGCUCAUGUAAUGAGACAGCAACCCACAUCAAGCUCCACCUCAAAGAAGAACAAGCAACAGCAGUCCACUGUUAGGAAUAUGUCAACCUACGAAGUCUCCUCCACCCGAAGCUUCAAUUCCCACUCCCCUCAGCGCUCGAAACGUGUGAAGGAGAAUACCCCGCCGAGGUGUGCUGUGGUGCAGGACAGUCCAGCCUGCAGCACCUUAACAUGUGGCUGGGGGGAGGCCACCAGCACAACCCAUGAGCACCAGAGGCAGACCAUAGUUAUUCCUGACACGCCUAGCCCAGCUGUCAGUGUCAUCACCAUCAGCAGUGACACUGAUGAAGAGGAGGAACACAAACGAGUCCCCAACAGACUGUCAAAGCAGAGGAAAAAUGUCAUCAGCUGUGUCACAGUGCACGAUUCGCCAGACUCGGACUCCUCGAGCAACAACAGCCCAUAUGCCAUGCAACAGCAGCACACCAUCAGCAGCACUGCAAGCAACCCGGCCAAAGGACGGUCAGAUAGCCACUACUGUGGGAACCCACGCACCAUUAUUGUCCCGCCUCUCAAGACACAGUCGAGUGAUACUGUGGCAGGGUGUGACCGCCUUGCACCAGGCACACAAGGACAUCAUUCAUUGAUCCACAAGCCCAAAAACUCCAGCACAACAACAUCCAAUACAACCCACUCUUCAGCAAGUUACUCAGCGAUAUCAUCUUACCGACAACAGAGGUCAACAGCCCAUUCCUUUCAACAGCAACCCCUCAAUCUCAGUCAGGCUCAGCCACAUGUGACAGGGAUCCAGGAGCGGAGUGGCAACCAUGGACAUCGGAGGCAGCAAGCUUACAUCACACCGACCAUUGCUCAGGCCCCCUACUCGUUCCCACAUCGUAGUCCUUCACACACUGUGCAUCCUCAUCUAGCAGCGGCCCAUCUAUCCGGGCAGCCUCACCUGUACACCUAUGCCACACCUGCUGCCCUUGCACCCACGGGCACAGUGGCUCACCUUGUGGCAUCACAGGGGUCUACCAGGCACACUUAUGCCACCCAUCCUGGAGGCAUAGUUCACCAAAUGCCCGUUGGUAUGGGACCAAGGGUACUGCCUUCUCCGACCAUCCACCCAAGUCAGUAUCAAGCCCAAUUUGCCCACCAGACAUACAUCAACGCUUCACCAGCCUCAGCUGUCUAUACCGGAUAUCCAUUGAGUCCAACCAAGGUCAACCAAUACCCCUACCUUUAAGACUCAAGAACAACAAAGAUAUUGUAUUGAAUUGAAACAAGCAACAAUGCAUCUCAUACUUGAGAAGGUAGUUGAGAAAUAAACCGGAAGGAAGAGCACUCAGUCAUGGGAUGAAAACUACAAAUCUUUUUUAAAUCAGAAGUUUAUUAAAAAAAAACCAAAUUUUGAAAGCCUGACAAUUGACCUCUGGCCCGUGAUGAAGAUGUAUGAAGGGGAGUCGAGCAACAAUGUUCGGUGGAUAUUUAAUCUCUGAAAUAAUUUAAGGACUUGUGACUUUGGGACCCUGGAAGCUACUCUGAGAGUUUGGUUGAAGUUUUUAAUUGAUGAAGUUCAGUAAAUGAACUACAGUUGAUUUCUCAAAUUCAGUUUAUUUUAUUUUUUGUUUCGAUAAACAAAUAGCUGCUCAUCUUUUCCUAAAUCAAACCCUCCUUGUGAAGUUGGAGGCUGCCAGGGCCCCUUUUAGAAUGUAGGGAGAUGAGGAAAGCUUCAUUCAAUUAUAUGAUACCAAUAGAUAUUAAUCGUGAUUGCACAACCCUGAUUCAACUUAGCUAUGUUCUUAAGGCAUGUUAGUUGUGACAGUUCUGAGUUCCACUGUGUGUGUGUGUGCGCGUGUGUGUAUUUUUGUGUGUGUGUGUUAUCUUUGCUGUCUAUUGUUUCUUUUUAGCAGAAAGCUUCCUGUCAUGUUUCAAACAUAUUUCCUUGUAGUGCCUUACAGAAAAGGACAAGAAUUCCUCCAGACUUCCAAUAGAUCCAAUGGAGUUGGUAUUAAUGCUGAGGCAAUCCUCCCAGUCACAAUUCUUGGGCAUGAUGGCUCUGCAUGAUGAAAGGACUGGGACUAAGAAAGUGUAGGGUUGCAUUUGGAGAAACACAGUCUGAGUUUGCAUGUCCUUUCUUCUCUUUACAACUCCUCAGGUGUUGGCAGCUCAUAAUUCCCUUUCCAGGUAGACUAUCAGUGUAGACAGAACAUAAUGUUGUAAGCAACAAAGUGCCAUUUGACUCGUCAAGCUCUCAAAUCUCCCAGUAGUCUAUGUAUAAUUCUUGUAAUAUAGAUGUAUCCCUUCCACUCUCUGCCCAUUGAUCCACCAAUAUAAAUGGACACCUGUUUCCUGUGAACAAUGUCAAGUCUUUUCAUUAAACUCUGUGUCCUAGUGCCAAUUGUCAUUUAAUUAAUGAGUUUCUGUUAAUAAUUGGUGUUGACAUCAAUUCAGUCAUGGAAGGUAUGACCAUAAUGUCACAAAUGGUGUGUACUUGGCAAGGGGAAAAAAAUUAGAGAAAAAAUAAUGAGAUCUGCCAUAUUGCACAAUGUUCCUAGGUAAUUCAAAUGUAUACUGUGUGGUUCUUAGGUACAUGGAGUUGAUGUUUUCUGGUAUCACCUUUGGAACACGUCUAUUUCAGCCCACUAAAACAUUCUGCUUCUGUCAUUACUUUUAAAAAAAAAUUUCCUCCAUGACUGCAUCAUUUUAAAUUAUGUCCUUUUCCAACUAAAUAAAGAGAAAACAACUAGUUAUCUCCUUUAAGCAACUCAAUGUUGAAUCUUUUCCUGCAAGGACACAGUUCUUCUGUUCAUUUUCUACCAUCUUCAUAGUUUCUCAGAAUUAGCUUAAUCUUAUUGAAUGGUGAAGCAGGCUUGUGAAGUUGAGUGGCCUCCUCCUGUUCCUAUGUAUCUGCCUUUACUGAUGUGGAUGCCUUCUGGUACCCUGCAGGAAUUUGAGAGAGAUCCAGAGGGCAUCACAGCUGAACCAAUCCUGUGUGUAUGUAUUUACACCCCACAAGAUAUGUUGGUUGAUGAUUUCUAGAGUCCUAGUCAGAAGCAGAUUUCACCUGUUCCCGCAUUUCUGACUCUGAAUCACUGAGGCCAACUCGGGCUUCUCCUUCAUGUCACCACAGCUGACAUUACAAUCCAUGACCAAGGCUGUGGCCAUUUGAGGCAAAUGUGUCCAAGCAACUCACUGAUCUGACCAACAGAGACAUGAAGGAAGUGGAAUAAAGAGUUUAGGAAUGAUCUACGGUAACAGUGGUUCUGACUGACCUGACACCUGGCAAUUCUGUUCUGUACGUUUGACUCAUCAUAAAAAGGUCCAGGGAAGAGGGCUUGAGAAUCUGAACUGGUGAAAUUGCAAGUUAGGUUUCUUCUUAUUAGAAUGAAUAUUUUAAAAACAGAGAAAAAAUUAUGAGCAGAAUAUCUUUGUUCACCACACAAAUUUAGCGUGACUGGCAUUUUGUAAAAGAACAUUUCAGUUUUUCCUUUUCAGUGUAGUACUUUAACAAAUAUCUUCAUUAGCUGCUGUUUUAAAUGUUUUGAAUUUGUGGUUAUUUUUUCUCUUGGUUAACUUGUUUUCUUUCUUAAAAAAACCAGCCCUACAUUUUUAAAGGAAACCAUUUAAUUUCUGUCUUUUCACUCCCAAUUGUGCUGUGUAUGUGUUUUCUUUCGAGCAGAAUUGUCCAAUAGAGUUCACUGGCUAUAACCAUACAGUUUUAAUCACAAUUAUUUUAAUACACAUCCUCUCGCAAUACAAGUAAGUGUAUUUCACAGGUAUAUCUUUACUGAAAAAAACAUCUAGCAGUAUUCAGUAAGUAAGGAAGCAAAACAAAUACUACAUUCUGCUUUUCAUCACCAUUUACCAACAAACACAAAAGAUACACACGUAUAAGUCAUGUGAAUAAUACUAACAUCACAUGCCCAAUACUAACAUCAUACUAAUCCAAAAUAACAUCUGUAUUCCCUAUGAGCCACAUCUGAAGAUGUAAUUAGCCAAAUGUAGCCAGUGGCUAAUGAAGUGGGCUACAUUGCAUUAGGGAAGAAAAAAAUGUGAUUGAAUUUUCACAGAGGUUGCCUUCUUGUAUGAGUUGUGUAAUUAAUAGUCUUUAGGUUGUUAAAGGCUGACAUGAGUUGAGUUGACUUCUAAGUCAGGUAAAGUGCUCAGUACAUUCUCAAAGUCUGAUCAAUUAUACCCAUGUUCACUGUGCAUUCUAAAGACCAGGCUUUGCAAUAACCAGGUGCAAUCCCAUCAAGGAGGAGAGCUGGCUGUGAGUGAGUGUAAGGAUGUGAAUAAAGAAUAAGUCACUCACAUAUACAAAAACAAAAUGACACUUGACACCAAAGAAAUCACAUUUUAUGGCAUUAUUUGUGCUUUGCUGCCUCUGACUGUCAGGCUCUUUCAUGAAGAUUAUCUGUUAGGAGGAGACAGCUGGAAUUUAUUCCUCUUUAUUUGUAAUUAACACUUAAUACUUGACUUUAUUUUUUUCAUUAGGUGGGAAUUUCUCAAAGGUUUAAUAGUUACUGGCAUUGCUGCUAUUUUUAUGUAUGUAAACAUUCAAGUGAGUCUGUAUCUGUUCUAUAUGUAUAUACAUAUGUUUAUAUAUAAGGAAGAAAAAAAAACCUAAUCAUUAAAUUUGGGAAGGGGCAUAAAAGUUACUGAUUAUCAAUAAGAGUCUGCAUAGUUUCAACUGUUAAUUCACACAUGAAUCAAUUUUUAUUCUAUUUAAUACAAUUAUACUUGCAUCCCAAACAAAAGGAUACAGGUAUUUUUCAACUCAGAAUCAAUGACAAGCCCCUCUGCUUCCCCCUACCCUGACCACGUCAACUUGAAACCAUUGGGUGCCUGUAGGGCUGAAAUAGGGAGUUAGCAAUAGCUUUUAGAGAAUGAAUGAAUAAUAAUGGAGCAGUCAUUUCAAUAGUGACCUGUGCAUGGCUGGAAUUUGUCAAUAGGGUGAAAUCUAUCUGGUGUCUGAUCUUGUUCCAUGCUAGCUCUUUUUCUUAAGCACCUUGUUGCAGUUUGGUUGUUUAAAUCAAACAUUUUUGUCUUCUUUAAAUAUGUGUUUCUGAGUAUCUUAACAAUUUGGCGGAAAGUGCCUUUGUCUUGGAAACCCUUCAAUGUAUAUUGGCAAUAGAGUGCAUGGAUUUAAAGAAGGCAAGAUUUCAAAUUCAGAGCUGAAGGCUGUGACAAUUCAAUGAGGUCCAACACAAUGGAGAGACACAGCUACUACAUUAGCUAUCAGUGUUCCAUGCUUUCCCCCUCUAGAACAUUGCUGGGCUAAACAUAAGUGGGCGGCUAAACAUAAGUGGGCCCAUAUUGGAGGUGCGAUCACAUGUACAGAGUUAUGUGGAGUGAAGGUGAGAAGCAGUAGGGUUGCCAAGCAUUUGGGAUUGUCCUGGAGUUUCCAGAAAGCAAGAUGAAUUAAUCUCCCCAAUGCUGUGAGCAACCCAAGAUAAAAUUCAUAGGGGCAUGCAAAUUCUGUGACUUUUCUUUUUAUUAUAAGCACAGAGAGAUAGGGAUUAAAGAGCUUUUGGACUGAGAUGGAUAAUAGUGAGGCAUUGUUUGAUCAGACACCAAAGCGGAACAUUGGGCAAAUGGAAGAUUUGGAGAGAGGGAAAAUUAAGUUCUAGCCAAUAUUUGGAGAUUAAAUGCUUCCCAGCAUUCCAUCUAACCCCCUUUCUCCACUGGUUGCAUGCAUGUCUUUGUGAGUAUUGGCAAAUCUAGUGGAAUUGGGUCUAAAAAGUGUUGUUGGAAACCUGUUUGUAACUUUGUUAUGGGAGGGGGUGAAUUUGUCUGUACAUGCACUUCAGAUUUUCAUUUUAGGUGCAAGGUUGCAGAAAUUAUUGUGCAGUGUUAUGGUUCUUUGGAUGAGCUGCAACAUAUUCAGGGUCUGGUGCUAAAUUUACGGGAGAAUUUUCUUUUACAUAGAUUAAUCUGACCUGAAUAAGAUUUUGAAAUAAGGAAAUGGUGGUUGAUUUAGUGUUGCAUUUGUUAGUUGUUUAUUUUUUUCUUUAAGCCUCAAACACAGGCUGCCUUUAAAUAUGCCAUUGUGGCUGGAUACAGGAUUGCGAUGGUGAAGUAUUCACAUCAUGACUGUUACCAGUUAUUUAUUCUCCCUUCCUUCAACUCCUGAAUCUUUGCUGCCAUCAGGUUUUCCAUGAUGCCUUGCACAAGCAACCAAUCUGAGCUCAUAACACACAAUGUGGACGGAUAUUAAAGGAAUGAAUAAUGAUUAGCAACAUACUUAACACUGGUCUGGCUCAAAUCAGUCCACUCAGCACUAAUCUGGACAUUUCUAUUCCCUGAGUGAAUGUAUUGAGCCGUCAGGAGAGAUUUUUAAUAGAUGUUUUAACCUUGCCUGGUGGCACUUCUUUACCUUCUAUAAUACAUACCAAUUCAAGCUUUGAUUUGGAAAGAAAGUGAUGUUAGAAACUUGUACAAUUGCAAUUGAGCUGAUGUGGAAGAGGGUCAGGUGAUAUGAUUUUAAAAAGCAGUGGGAAGGAGUCUGAUAAUGGGACUACAGUAGAUUGAGAUUGCUAUGUUAAUGAAGCAGGAGUAUAGCAUUGUGCACAAUAUACAAGAAGGAAUAAUGAAGGCUACAGUGGUUUAUGAUGUAGUUGGUAUAAGAUAUUGAUGCUUUUUAGGAUGCUUUUCAGUGAGAUAAAGUGUUUAAAAGUCCAUAAUUUGAUAUUUGGUUUAAUGGGAAAAUAUACAAAAGAAGGAUUUACUCCCAAACUAACUUGCUGUGCUGGCACUCCAUGUCCUGCCUACCAUGCUCUACCGUUGCAUUGCUUUGCCCACAGUGCCCUGCUGCACUGACCAUCCCAAACUUCAAAGACCUGAUCACAAUGUCCUGCCCACACUUUGACCCUCUGCUGUGUCCAUGUCAUCCUGCCCUGCUUGUUCUGCACUAUGCUACUACAUCACACUACACUGCUCACAUCACCCUUGCCACACCAACCACCAUAUUUGUACUCACCCUUACCCAUUCCGUCCUGCUCUGCUCACUGAUUUUACAAUAGAGCUGACAGUUUGAUUGAGAAAUGAUGUCCCCCAACAGGCUAGAACAUACCAAAUACAGGCUGGAGUUGCCAACCCUCAGGCAAGGAUAGAUUGAAACAGGACAGGAUGCAAAUGCAAAAUAAGAAUUCUAAAGAAGUUACUCUAAGUGGGUGAAAUUUUCUGCCCUAAAAUUCUUCAUUUGUUAUCUUAGUUAACUUGAGAAAACCCAAUAAUUGAUUCUUCCUUUUAAUACACUGUUGUUCUUCCUGGUGAGAUGUUACUGGUGGUUAGUUAUUCUAAAUUUCUUAACCAAUAGCUGCUUGGAAUUAAAAGUCUUUGAUUCUUGGCAUUCAGGAGGAUCCUACUCAGGUGCAGUGUUAGUGUCCCUAACCCUGAACGGUGAGACUCAGGUUCAAGUCCCACCUGCUCCAGAGGUGUGUAAUAACAUCUCCAAAUAAGUUGGUUAGAAAAAUUGGUGUUGACAUCUGGGAGGGAUUCAUGUGGUGCAGUGGUAGUGUCCCUACAACCAAGCUGGGUACCCAGGUUCAAGUCCCAAAUGUUCCAGGGGUAUGUAAUAACAUCGCUGAGAAGGUUAAUUAAAAAUUAUUUUUGAAAAAAACACAGUUCAGCCAGAAACUCAAGUCAUAGUUACGCAAUGCCUGUUUAUCUAUAAAGUUCUCAGUCUCCAUAUUGAGGGGCUCUUGUGGUGUAGUGGUAGCAUCCCUCCCUCUGAAUUUGGAGGCCAGAGUUCACAUCUCAUCUGCUCCAGAAUAACACCUCUGAAUCGGUCAAUUAGAAAAUAAUUUGGCAAUCGAGAAAAAAGCUCUGCCCCCUCAACUCUCAUUGAUGUGACCUUCCAGGAAUCACUUCAUGUUAAAUUGAGAGAAGGGGGAGAAAGGGAAUCUCAGUGGUCAAUGUGGACAUAUUUAUUGCAUUUACACAGAUGUGGACAGUACUCAUCUCUGCUGCAAGUUUCACCUUUCCUCUCCAAGGUAUCUUUGGGGUUUUAAACUCAGAAUUCUGUCUCAUCCUUGUUCAGUGUCAAAACCUGAUAACCUGCAUUAAACUCUCCGUAGGUUUGUGUUUCAGUGUAUUAUUCUAUGUUCUUUUCUUUGUGGACUGUCUUACUUGCUCUGUAAUUUGUUGUCUUUUUAAAGAUGGGGGCAUGGUUUUGGUGCAGGGAGGAGUGAGAUGUUGUAGGAAUAUAUGUACAAUGUAGAAACUUAUAUCUUUGCCCCAUAUUCUAGGUAUGGUUACGAGAAUGUUUAUUUUGCUGAAUUGUAGAGUGUUUUUUUAAAAAAAAUCAAGUUCAGCCAGAAACUCAAGUCGUAGCUACUAAAUGCUUGUGUUUUUCUAAUGAUGUUGUGAGCUCACUCUUAAUUGUUUCAGUUGUAGGAGGAAUGAGUGCAAAUUUUAUGGUCUCAUCUUGAAACUAAUAUUAGAAGCAUUGUAAAUUAAAAGAAGAUUUUAAUGAAAAAUAGAGUAUAUAGUUAUUUUAACUGUUACUAUUAACUGUAGGGAGAAAAGGGGGUCUAUUGUUGUGAACUGUUUAGCUUGUAGUUCACUGGUUGUUGAUCAUUUUUUCGGUCUCCAAGGUGAAUCUGCUUAUCUCCUAAUCAGAAUAUAUGCACUCACAUAUGCAUAUUGUAUAUGUGUGGAAAUGUAAUCACAAACUGUCUUGGAUUUACAUUAAACUGUUUCAAAUCACUCCA
Messenger RNA from Chiloscyllium plagiosum (whitespotted bambooshark), 11788 nucleotides. It is a transcript of the gene hipk2, whose product is annotated as homeodomain interacting protein kinase 2. Gene Ontology annotation, molecular function: transcription corepressor activity; ATP binding; protein serine/threonine kinase activity. Gene Ontology annotation, cellular component: nucleus; cytoplasm; PML body. Gene Ontology annotation, biological process: peptidyl-threonine phosphorylation; peptidyl-serine phosphorylation; positive regulation of transcription by RNA polymerase II. The record is from RefSeq and is a predicted model, not a curated record. NCBI's taxonomy places the organism in Eukaryota, Metazoa, Chordata, Chondrichthyes, Orectolobiformes, Hemiscylliidae.